Molecule: messenger RNA, 11788 nt
Organism: Pseudopipra pipra
Lineage: Eukaryota; Metazoa; Chordata; Aves; Passeriformes; Pipridae
Gene: TET3
Product: tet methylcytosine dioxygenase 3
Exons: 11
Coding region: 129-5144 (1671 amino acids)
Biological process (GO): positive regulation of transcription by RNA polymerase II
Cellular component (GO): nucleus
Molecular function (GO): DNA 5-methylcytosine dioxygenase activity
Source: RefSeq, a predicted model, not a curated record
GGAGACAAGAUGGCUUCCUCCUGAGGGCCGGCGCCGAGCGGGGCCGGCGGGGGCUGCGGGGGCAGCGCGGGGGCCGCGGCGAGACAGGUUCAGCGGGUGACGCGGUUGAUGGACCCAGCAGAAGCCAAAUGGAAGAAGGGCCAAUUAAUUAUGUGGAAGAAAGGCGGCUGAACGAGGGCAGCGGACUCAGCCUGGUGAAUGGGGGCCGGCUGGAGCCGGGGGGCACCGCGCUGAUGGAGUCCAGCGGGUGGUCGCCAGGCCAGCCGCCCGCCGCCGGCAAAGCCCCCCUGGAAGACGUCCGGAACCUGGUGGCCUUCUCGGCGGUGGCCGAAGCCGUCUCCUCCUACCGGCUCCCGCCGCCGGGCUCGCCGUCGCUGCUGUACGAGAAGUUCGACUCGGAGAUGAGCCGGGGCGGGCUGGGCGCGGCGGAUGGCGUGCCCAGGGGCGAGGACCUGCACGCCCUCAAGGCCGCUCUGGCGCUGGCCAAGCACGGUGUGAAGCCCCCCAACUGCAACUGCGACGGCCCCGAGUGCCCCGACUACCUGGAAUGGCUGGAACAGAAGAUCAAGACGGCUCUGGGCGAAGAACUGGCGUCCCCGCGUCCCCGCGCCGCCGCCAUCCCCCCUCCCACCCCCCAGGAAGGUGCUAUUGACCCCCAGCCGGUGCCUGAGGCUGCCGAGCCGUGCCCGCCCGACGGCCUCCCCUUUUCCCAGAGCGCGCUGACCAUUGCCAAGGAGAAGAACAUCAGCCUGCAGACCGCCAUCGCCAUCGAGGCCCUCACGCAGCUCUCGGCCGCCCUGCCCCAGCCCGUGGGUGAUGGGCAGCCGCCGCUGCCGCCCCCCCCGCCGCCCCCCGCCGCCCCCUUCGGCCCAGGCCCCCUCGCCCCGCCGGGGGCCACGUGGCAGCGAGGGGACGAGCCCCGGUACCCGCCCGAGCCGGGGGCAGCACCUGAGCCAUUUUUCGGCGCGGCACCGCCCCGGGGCAACUUCUCAGCCCCGUGGGGGCUGGAGGCUGAGGGGGCGACGGGGGCUGGAGACCCCAUGGCAGAGCUGGAGCAGCUGCUGGGGAACGCUGACGACUACAUCAAGGCAGCUUUCAAGAGACCUGAAGCGACCCCUGGCAAAGCGACGGCCCCCAAAACAGAGCCCCCUGAGCGAGCGGCCAGCAAGGAGGCACCGGCUGGCCCCCCAUUGCCGCCGGUGCCACCAGAGCCCGACCUGCACAAGAAGACACAGCUGGUCCUGCAGCAGCAUCUCCACCACAAGCGCAGCCUCUUCCUCGAGCAAAGCCUGGCGGCGGCAGCUCCCCCGGACCGGCCGGGAGGAUGGUGGGCUCCCGGCACCCCUGCUGCGCCCCCCAAACCCUUCGAAAAGCAGCCCAAAGAGAAGAAGAAGAAAAUGCCGCCUGAAAAGCCCCCCCCGGCCAAACCUCUCCGCAAGCAAGUGCAGAUCAAGAAGGCGAAGCAGAAGGACUCGCAGCCACUCUUCCUGCCCCUCUGGCAGAUCAGCCUGGAGGGGUUUCGGGCGCCCGCCGAACCCCCCGCCGAACCCCCCGCCGAGGAGAUGCAAACGGACCCGCCGCCAUCGGCCUUCCCGCACCAGCCUCUUGCACUAGCCCAGCCCGCCGCAUGCCCCCCGCCACCCAACCCCCCCGGUGGCAUCCCCCCCGCUCCCAACUCUCAGGAAAGGGGUGCCCCCGGGGGGGGCCCCCAAAUUCACUCGGCGCCAGCGGGCUCGGAGGAAGCGCUGGCUGCCCCCCUGCCGGCCACCUCGGCUCCCAUCAUGGUGGAUGACAAGUUGGAAGAGCUUAUCCGACAAUUUGAAGCCGAAUUCGGGGAGAACUUCAACCUGCCGCCCCCUGAGACGCCCGCCCCGCUCGCCCCGGGGGCUGCCGAGGAGCCAGGGGGACCAGCACCAGCCUCGCAAGGGUCCCCUCAAGCCACCACCGCCGCCUCGGCCCCGAGCAGCGCUCCCCAGCCCAGCCCCAAGAGCUGCGCGUUGUCUCCGGGGAAGGCUCUGCUGUCAGAACCCCCCUUUACCGCCCGCUCCCCCAAACAGAUCAAAAUUGAAUCUUCUGGUGCUAUCACCGUGGUGUCCACCACGUGUUUUUACUCCGAGGAAAGCCAAAACCCGGACGCGGACGAUGCCGACAGAACGCCCACCAAGGAUGAGGUGCCGCUGACGCCGACUCUGAGCGGCUUUUUGGAGUCUCCGCUGAAGUACCUGGACACACCGACCAAAAGCCUCCUGGACACCCCGGCCAAGAGGGCACAGGCAGAAUUCCCCACCUGUGACUGCGUUGAGCAAAUCGUGGAGAAGGACGAGGGGCCGUAUUACACCCACCUGGGCUCGGGGCCCACUGUGGCCUCCAUCAGGGAGCUCAUGGAAGAGCGGUACGGUGAGAAGGGCAAGGCCAUCCGCAUCGAGAAGGUCAUCUACACCGGGAAAGAGGGCAAGAGCUCCCGGGGCUGCCCCAUUGCCAAGUGGGUGAUUCGCAGACACAACCAGGAGGAGAAGCUGCUGUGCCUGGUGCGGCACCGGGCCGGGCACCACUGCCAGAACGCCGUGAUCAUCAUCCUCAUCCUGGCCUGGGAGGGCAUCCCCAGGACCCUGGGGGACACCCUAUACCAGGAGCUCACCGACACCCUCACCAAGUACGGCAACCCCACAAGCCGCCGCUGCGGCCUCAACGACGACCGGACCUGUGCCUGCCAAGGCAAGGACCCCAACACCUGUGGUGCUUCCUUCUCCUUCGGCUGCUCCUGGAGCAUGUACUUCAACGGCUGCAAAUACGCCCGGAGCAAAACCCCCCGCAAGUUCAGGCUGGUGGGAGACAAUCCCAAAGAGGAAGAGCUGCUCCGGAGAAGCUUUCAGGACUUGGCCACCGAGGUUGCCCCGCUUUACAAGAGGCUGGCGCCACAAGCCUACCAAAACCAGGUCACCAACGAGGACGUAGCGAUCGACUGCCGGCUGGGCCUGAAGGAGGGGAGGCCGUUCUCAGGGGUGACGGCGUGUAUGGACUUCUGUGCCCAUGCUCACAAGGACCAGCACAACCUCUACAACGGCUGCACGGUGGUCUGCACGCUGACCAAGGAAGACAAUCGCGUGGUGGGCAAAAUCCCCGAGGAUGAGCAGCUGCACGUCCUGCCCCUCUACAAGAUGUCCAGCACGGAUGAGUUCGGCAGUGAGGAGAACCAAAACGCCAAGGUGGGCAGCGGGGCCAUCCAGGUGCUCACGUCCUUCCCGCGCGAGGUCCGCAGGCUGCCUGAACCUGCCAAGUCCUGCCGGCAGAGGCAGCUGGAGGCCAGGAAAGCCGCCGCGGAGAAGAAGAAGCAAAAGGAGAAGCUGAUGACGCCGGAGAAGAUCAAGCAGGAAGUGCUGGAGCUCCCCACGCUCCAGCCAAAUGCAGGUAUGGCCUUGAAAAGCGGGAUCCCCCCGCAGCCACUGAAACCUUCCAUCAAGGUGGAACCCCAGAGCCAUUACAACGCCUUCAAGUACAACGGCAACGCGGUGGUGGAGAGCUACUCGGUGCUGGGCAGCUGCCGGCCCUCCGACCCCUACAGCAUGAACAGUGUUUACUCUUACCAUUCCUACUAUGCACAGCCCAAUCUGCCUUCCGUGAACGGGUUUCACUCCAAGUUCGCGCUUCCCUCCUUCGGGUAUUACGGCUUUUCCAGCAACCACGUGUUCCCCUCGCAGUUCCUCAACUACGGGGCGCCCGAGCGGGGCGGGAACACCUGGGUGAGCAAUGGCUAUGAGAAGAAGCCCGACGUCUCGGUGCUGCAGGAGAACCUCAACCACACCUACGGGAAUACCAACUUCCCUGAGCCCGUCCCGCAUGGCAUGCGGAGCAAGAACCACCACCAGCGCACCUACGAGCGGGCCAACCGCUACGCCAGCCAGCAGAAAGCGACGGCUGCCGGGGCACACAGGACUAACCCAGGCUCAGAGGAGGCACCAUCCUUUGCACAGAACUGUUUUGGCAGCCGCCCCAUCAAGCAGGAGCCUCCGGACCCUCCGCCUGCCAUCGAGCCCCUUCCCGGUGCAGCGGCCGUGCCCAGCGCCGACCUGACACUGCCGGCCAUCCCGGCACACGGCGCAGCGCCAGAGCAGCGCUGGAGCCCCUUCAAGGCGCCACGGGGUGCGUCUUCCCCCGAGAGGACUAACACGGCCGAGGGCUCGUGGGGUGCGCUGGUGCCAGGCGCAGGCGGGCGGGAGAAGCUGAGCGCCUUCGAUGCCACCGCACGCCUGCCGCCACCGGAGAAGCAGUGGCCCAAUGUCCUGGCGGCAGGAGAGCCAACGGCGGCGCCGGCGCGCGGGUCAGGAUUGCUGCCAAAGCCGUGGAGCCCCUGCAAGCUCGGGGAGGCAGCGCUGGCCGGCACGGGCACCUCCAGCCUGCUGGGCUCACUGGGCUUCAGCUCGGCUCUGCCGGGACUGCCCAGCUUCCCCGAGGAGCCGUGGGGCUCCGUGAAGGUGGAGGAGCGCAGGACGCCGGCGCCCAGCCCGGGGCUACCGGAGAAGCCGUGGGAGGCAGCGUUGGGCGAGAAGGGGGCGGCAGGGCCCCGCCAGGACAAACCAUGGGACCCCUUUGGCUUGGAGGAGGAUCUGUCAGAGAAGGCGGUGAAGGAGGAGGAGGAAGAGGAGGAGGAGGAGGAGGAGGAAGAGGAGGAGGAGUGGUCGGACAGCGAGCACAACUUCCUGGACGAAAACAUCGGCGGCGUGGCUGUGGCGCCUGCCCACGGCUCCAUCCUCAUUGAGUGUGCCCGCCGCGAGCUCCAUGCCACCACCCCGCUGAAGAAACCCAACCGCUGCCACCCCACCCGCAUCUCCCUCGUCUUCUACCAACACAAGAACUUGAACCAGCCCAACCACGGCCUGGCGCUGUGGGAGGCCAAGAUGAAGCAGCUGGCAGAGCGGGCGCGGGCCCGGCAGGAGGAGGCGGCGCGCCUGGGUCUGCCGCCGGACGCCAAAGCCUUCGCCAAGAAGCGCAAGUGGGGCGGAGCGUUGGCGACCGAGGCGCCCAGCAAGGAGAGGAGGGACUCGGUCCCCACGCGGCAGGCGGUGGCCAUCCCCACCAACUCCGCCAUCACUGUGUCCUCCUACGCCUACACCAAGGUGACAGGCCCCUACAGCCGCUGGAUCUGAGACGGGCGCAACCGCCAUGGCCCCAUCUUACCUCAACCCUCGGCAGUGCCGGUGCCCGGCGUUGCUUCGUGGUGCUUUCUCCUCGGGCGUGGGGAGAAGAAAAAAAUAAAAAAUAAAGAGACAAAAGUGAAGCAAAACACAACAGCCACACCACAAAAAAAAAAAAUAUCCAACCCAUAGGAAGCGAACCAGACGCGCGGAGCCGGCGCGGGCACGCGCCGUCAAAGAGCUGCGCCCGGUGAGGAGUUGGCAUACCAAGCAAAACUGGGUAAAAAAAGCACCCAGGAGGAACGAUACUGUUUGAUGAUUUUAGGUAAUCUCCUAUUUAUAUCUCCAUGUUUUUUAAUCUAGCCUCAGAUGAAUUUCCUAGCGUCCUUUCACGAGGAGAGGUUUUUAAUUCCACUUAAAGGAAAAGCCUAUUUGUCGGAUUUGAUUUGAUUUUAUUUUUUACUCCAAUGACGACGACGAAGCCGAUCUUUGAAAGAGAAGCCAAUGUGGAAAAAACCCACCCUGAACACAAAUCCAAACCAACCUGAACACCAAACCAGCUUAAAGGCAAGAGGUGACUCCCUGCAGCUCUGAGGCUAUUGGGAUCAUGUGCUUUACUGUCAGCCGGACACGCUGAACAGCCGAAUAUUUUUAUUCCUAAAGGACAUAAAAAUACUUAUUUUGCAGCUCGAGGAGCCCUUUCUUACAGCGACAGGAGCCCACGAACAAGUGGGACAUCCCGGGGCGGCACGUCUUGACUCGGCUCCUCCUCCAGUGGGAUUGGCUCCACCGGGACGGAGCGGGCCAGCGUCUUUCCUGGUGCUGGAGACCUCAGGACAUGGCCAGGCUGGGAAUGCCGCUGCUGGGGGGGCCGUGCUCGGGCUCGGACUUGUGGCUACUUUGCCAACGGCCCCGGGGCGAGCAGUGGCGGCGGCGGCAUCUCCAAAGGAGCUGACAAGACAAAGAAACAGAAACAAAAAAAUACAAAAAACCAGGAAAAAAAAAAAACACAAACCAACCCCAAACUGUGAAUAGCGAGUGUUGCUCUCUGUACAUCACUGUUGCUAAAGUCUGGUGCUUUCCGUCUCCGGGGGACUUUCUCUGCGCGAUCGGCUCCGGGAAGAGCGAAUCCCGAAGACUUGGCUGGGCCAAAUCCCACCGGGUCCGCCUUCCCUGCCGGUGCCAGCAAGCCGGCGUAGCGGCCCCAGCGCCGCCGGGGCUCGGUGCUCUUUACUCUCCCCGGGUGCCAUCCCUCCUUCCUAUGGAUCACCGUUCUUCCCGCAAAAAAACCACCCAAACCCAGCUGACGACCCAACGACGAUGACGACGACAACCGCGUGGUGCUUUUGGAACAAUCUCCGUCGAGACUUCCCGCCCGCCGCCGGAGCCGCGCCCAGAUGGAGGGGCGGGAGAGCUCCCCAGGAGCGCGGCACAGACGGAUCCAGGUUCCCGGCGUCCCCGGGGGGGUUGUUGCUUUUGCACUUUGAGGUGCCUUUUGGAAGAGCCAGCGAGGCAGCGCCGACGCCGUCACCGUGCGGGAACCACCUCGUGUUUACUGUCACCCUCCUUCCCCGCGCACGGGACACGGAUCAGCAGGAUCUCGGUAAAAAACAACCUGAACAUUUACGUGGUCUGAUUUUAAACCUGUACAUAGGGAAAGAAUUUUUUUAAAAGCACUUUCACCUAGAUUUAAAAAGCAAAACUUAAAAAAAAAGCAAACAACUCCCCUUCUUCCCUCUCCCCUCCCCUCCCACCCCCCCCAACUUGAAGCAGUAUGUUUUAAACAAGAUUAUCGUGGGAGAACUGUAAAUACUGGCAGAAUAUUUAACAUGCUUUGUCCGUCCUUCAUCAUUAAUGAUUUUUUUUUUUUGUUCGUUUUUUUAACCGUAAUCUGUAAAGUCGCGUAUAUUUGACAAGGAAACUCAACGAGCUAUUCCCGCUUUUCUUAUAAAUACCCAAUAGCAUAUCAGGAUUGUAAGAGUUGACGGCAAGUCAGAUUUUAGGGAUGUCCGUUCCAGCGGGGGACCCGCCGUGUGGUUGGGAGGGGGGAGAGGGGACCCGGCUGAUGUGGGGCCGGAUUCGGGUGCCGGCCCCAUCGGCAUCGCCGGGGGUUUGUCUCUGGCUGGCGCGGCGGGGGUGCCUUGGAGCUUCGCCUGGAGCGUGGGGGGGAGAAGGAGCGUUCGGAGAAGGCGAUGGUCCGUGUAACCUGUCUAAGUCCUGCUUCCUUGGAGGUGUUUUUGGUGCAGGGAGGGGGGUUGGUCCGUUGGCUCUGGGGGGAGCGGGAGCUGCCGGCACCGUGGGUUGGGGGGAGCAAGAACUGCUGCAGUCUCACGUUUUUACACUACAUAACGUCUAACCUACCUCAACUCUCAGUCAUUACAAAUUCGCACGCUUCAGACUUCUACACAAAACUCGAAAUCUAUGCACAGCUCUUUUACCCCUUGCUGCUGAGAGGCUGUUUCCAAGCAAAAUCUUUCCCUUUACCCGCCCUGGCGGCCGCGCUCAUCCCGCCCGCACCGAAGCCACAGGGGUCACGGAGCUCGAGGGGGGAAGGAACGUUUUUAAUCGCUUCAGAAUGGGAUGUGGGGACCUCGUUUUGCAGCAGGUCGUGGCCACAAUGGUGCUAGAACAAAACCCGUGGUGGAAACCCCGGGGAGAGCUCGGCACGGGGAGCCCCAACCGGCUUCUUCCAUCCCGCUGCAGGCGGGAAAUGAGGGGUGCAUUUCGGGUCCCCCCAUCCCGAUGCUCUUGGGAUGAGGCGUGGGAAGGAGAAGGAAACCAGAAUCCCUGAGGUGCCUCAAUUGCUGAUUUUUCCUUUUAAUACUGGAGUACGCUUUGUGGGCUCUAUAAGGCAUAUUUUUAUUAAAUGAAAUCUUGUAAUACAAACGGUGCUAUGGUGUUUUAACAAACUGUAUCACGCUUCUGCCUGAUUCCAUCUCGCUGAGGUGCUACUAAUGUAUAUAUGAAACUAAGGAACCAAGAUAUAAAAAAAUAAAGCAAUGUCGUUGAGAAGGAAGUUUACCUUUCCGGAGCGACAGCUCAAGGUGUGCCGGGAGCCGGUUGGGUUGAUGCAAACCGGAGUUUUGCCAUGUCCAAGGUGUCCCGGGGUCGUGGUGGAGCCGUUCCCUGCGGAGCCGGUGUGGUGGUGGGAUGAGGUGCUCAGAUGUAUGUGGGUGUAGGGUUUGGUCAGAGGUGUGAUCUCGGUGCUCAGCGGUGCUUGGUCGUGGUGUGUGGACACGGUGCUGAGACGCGGUGUUUGGCCACGCACCGUGGGUGUAGUGCUCGGGCGUGGUGGUCAGUCACACACUGGGGACGUGGUGCUGGGACACAGUGUUUGGUCACACACCGUGGGUGUGAUGCUCGGGCGUGGUGUGCGGACAUGGUGCUCAGACAUGGUGUUUGGCCACACACUGCGGACGUGGUGCUCGGGCACAGUGGUCAGUCACGCAUCGGGGGCGUGGCACGUGGACAUGGUUCUUGGACAUGGUGAUCAGUCACACAUCGGGGACGUGGUGCUCAGAUGUGGCGCGUGGACACAGUGCUUGGAUGUGGUGCUUGGCCACGGUGCUCGGACAUGGCACGUGGACAUGGUGCUCAAGCACAGUCACACAUCGUGGAUGUGGUGCUUGGACAUGGUGCUUGGACAUGGUGCUUGGACAUGGUGCUCGGACAUGGUGCUCGGCCAGGCAUCACGGACAUGGCACGUGAACGUGGUGCUCAGACAUGGUGCUUGGACAUGGUGCUUGGGCACGGUGCUCGGCCAGGCAUCAUGGACAUGGCACGUGAACGUGGUGCUCAGACAUGGUGUUCAGACAUGGUGCGUGGACACAGUCACACAUCGUGGACGUGGUGCUCGGGUGUGGUGCUCGAACAGGGUGUGUGGACAUGGUGCUCGGACACGGUGCUUGGACACAGUGCUCAGCCACACAUCGUGGACGUGGUGCUCGAGCGUGGUGCUCUGCUGUGGUGCUUGGACGUGGUGUGUGGACACGGUGCUCGGGGCACGGUGCUCGUCCACAUCCCAUGGACAUGGUGUGCAGGCACCACGCUCGGACACGCUGUGUGGACACGGUGCACGAACGUGGUGUGUGGACAUGGUGCUCGACCACGGUGUUCAGACGCAGCACAUGGACAUGGUGCUCUGCUGUGGUGCUUGGACUUGGUGCAUGGACACGGUGCUUGGGCACGGUGUCUGACCACGUCAUGGACAUGGUGCAUGGAUAUGGUGCUCGGGCACGGUGCUCAGCCAUGCGCUGUGGACAUGAUGCGUGGGUACGGUGCUCAGACGUGGUGCGUGGACAUGGUGCUCUGCUUGGUGCUUGGACUUGGUGCAUGGACUCGAUGCCUGACCAUGGUGUGUGAACCUGGUGCUCGACCACAGUGCUCCGACAUGAUGUGUGGACACGGUGCUCAGUGGGGGUGUGUUCACGGUGUUUGACCACGAUGCUCGGACAUGGUGCAUGGACGUGGUGCUCGGGCACAGUGCCUGACCACAUCAUGGACAUGGUGCAUGGACGUGGGGGGUGGACGUGGUGCUCAGAUGUGGUGCAUGGACACGGUGCUCGGACGCGGUGCUCAGACGUGGUGCUCUGCUUGGUGCUUGGACUUAUUGCAUGGACUCCGAGCUUGGACAGUGGUGCUCCACCACGUGUCGUGGGUGUGGUGCUUGGCCAUGGUGGGUGGACACGGCACUCGGACGUGGUGUGUGGGCACAGUGCUCAGCCAUGAGGGGUGAACACGGCACUUGGCCAUGGGGUGUGGGCGUGGUGCUGAGCCAGGAUGUGUGACCGUGGUGCUUGGACUCGGUGCUCAGCCCAGUGCAGGUGGUGUUGUGCCCACAUGUGGGUACCGUGUGUGGGUUCCACGUGUGGAUGCACGACCACGGGGCUCAGAUGUGCUGUGUGACCGUGGUGCUCGGGGACGGUGCUCAGGCACACGUGGUGCUGGUCCGGGUGCACGGGCAGGGAGAGGGCGCUGGGCACGGUGCAUGGACGUGGUGCUUGGGCACGGUGCUCACACAGCAGGCACAGACACGGUGCUUGGGCACAGAGCAUGGGCACGGAGCUCGGGCAGAGCGCCUGGCACAGCUGUGGUGCUCGGGCGCUGUGCACCCCAUGGCACCCCCAUGGCACCCCCGUGGCACCCCCGUGGUGCUUGGGCCAGUGCACAGCACCCCUGACCCCACGGCACAGCCCCCCAGCACCACCUGGCCGGGCCCUGAUCCUGGCACUGCCCCCUGCACCGUGCCAGCCCCACACCUCUGGUGCUGCUCAGCACCGCCGUCCCGGCUCCCAGCACCGCGUCCCGCACCGCCAUCCCGGCUCCCAGCACCGCGUCCCGCACCGCCAUCCCGGCUCCCAGCACCGCUAUCCCGGCUCCCAGCACCGCGUCCAGCCCCGCGUCCCGCACCGCAGUCCCGGGCUCAGCCCCGCAUCCAGCCCCGAUCCACCCCCGCGCUCCCGCAGCUCCUCGCGCUCAUCCUCCCCCAGCCCGCUUCUGCCCGGCUCUUUCUUUUCCCCCUUUCCCCCCCUUUUUUUUCCAUUUUUUGGGGUUUAUUGGUGCUACUUCCCCCCCCUCCCCGGGCAGCAGCCCACCCGCGCCCCUCAAGGCAAAUACCUCAGCCCCCCCCAGCCCCCGCCAGCGAGUCCGGGGUGAAUCUUUCCGAAAUCAGGGAUCCUUUCGCAGCGGUGUUUCCUCCUCCUUCAUUUCCCCCUCUUUGGUUUUGCCCUCCUUUUCUCCCCCCCGCUUUCCGCCCGGAUUUUUCCUCAGUUCUCCGCAUCCUUCAGGGAUUUACAAACCGCCGGAAUUUCAGCCUCAUUUUAAUUUCGGGAGCGAGGAGGUUUUGGGGUGGGUUUUUUGUUGGUGGUUUUUUUUGGUUGGUUUUUUUUUUGUUUGUUUGUUUUUUUUGCCGGUGGUUUUUUUUCCGCACCGCGGCGCGAAGGAAAAAAAGAGGCGAUAAUUCCAAAUUAAAAACCAGGCGCCGUUUCUUCUCGGAUUCGGGAAUUCGGUCGGAGGCGGGGGGGGGUAUUUUGGCGUUUUUGUUGGGCUUUUUUUUUUUUUUUGGGAUAAUCGAGGAGGGGAGGUGGGACGGCGGCAGGUGGAGGGAGGAGACAUCGCACGGGUGUCCCGGCGGCUCCGAAAAAUCACACUUGAAGAUUUCUUGGUCGGCUCGGGACUGUGGUUACUUGAAAUGAAGUUUUUUUCCGGGGCGGAUCGAGGACCGGUAGAUUUUUUUCCCAUGUCUCAAGGCAAUAGGAUUAAUGUGUAUUAAACUGUAGAUACUUCUAGGACAGUAAAUUUAUGCUGAUAAUUUUAUUUUGUAUAAUUUUCCCCUCUUUCUUUCCCCCCCCCUUCUUUGUGUUGUUUUAUUUCCCCUUAACCCCCUUUUCUUUCCCCCAGUGUGUCGGUAAAUUUAUUUUUUAGGAUGCCUAAAAAUUGCAAGUUUGGAUCCCCCCCCUCCCUCCCCCCUGGUUUUGGUUUUCUUUUUUUUGUUUGUUUAUUUUUUGUUCUGUUGUUGUUUUCUGUUCUUUUUUUUUUUUUAAUUUGUAUUUUAUUCUGAGUUGGCGCGGCCAUGGGGCCGUGGGCUGUAUUAUUCCUGAUAUCUUUAAAAUAUUGUGGGUGUUUUAAUAAAUUUUAUAUUUAUUUUUUGCACUCAA